This is a messenger RNA of Prunus mume (Japanese apricot), 1163 nucleotides long. Its product is annotated as AP2-like ethylene-responsive transcription factor At1g16060. The record is from RefSeq and is a predicted model, not a curated record. Gene Ontology annotation, biological process: regulation of DNA-templated transcription. NCBI's taxonomy places the organism in Eukaryota, Viridiplantae, Streptophyta, Magnoliopsida, Rosales, Rosaceae. Gene Ontology annotation, molecular function: DNA-binding transcription factor activity; DNA binding.
AUGGCCAAGUUAUCCAACCAGAAAACCACUGCAAAAAAUAACAUUAUUUCUAAUGCAAAUGCAGCUAAUAACACUACAGUCACAAAGGUGAAACGAACCAGGAGAAGUGUCCCAAGAGACUCUCCUCCUCAACGUAGCUCGAUUUAUCGAGGGGUCACCAGGCAUCGGUGGACCGGCCGAUAUGAGGCUCACUUGUGGGAUAAGAAUUGCUGGAAUGAAUCACAGAACAAGAAGGGCCGCCAAGUUUACCUUGGAGCAUAUGAUGAUGAAGAAGCUGCAGCACAUGCUUAUGACUUGGCAGCACUUAAAUACUGGGGUCAAGAUACCAUUCUCAACUUUCCGUUAUCGACAUAUCCGAAAGAAUUGAAAGAAAUGGAGGGCCAGUCAAGAGAGGAAUACAUUGGAUCAUUGAGACGGAAGAGCAGUGGUUUUUCUCGGGGAGUUUCUAAAUAUAGAGGUGUUGCUAGACAUCAUCACAAUGGAAGAUGGGAAGCUCGAAUUGGGCGAGUCUUUGGCAACAAGUAUCUCUAUCUCGGGACUUAUGCUACCCAAGAAGAAGCCGCAACAGCGUAUGACAUGGCGGCCAUAGAGUACCGUGGGCUCAAUGCUGUCACAAACUUUGACCUCAGCCGUUACAUCAAAUGGCUAAAGCCUAAUGGCCCUAACAACGACAUUUCUGGUCAGACUAACCCUAAUGCGGAGGCUAUAUUGCCCAAUGUGACCCAAAACCCAAAUGAUCAAGAACGUGGACUUGGUUUCUUCAACAACCUUGCAUACAGCCCUGGAGAAACCAUAGUGACCACUCAGCUGCCUAGACCAACAACUGCAACAUCAGCCCUAGGGCUCCUGCUUCAGUCAUCAAAGUUCAAGGAGAUGAUGGAAAUGACGACGGCCACUGACUCCAUAUCGUCGCAGCCGGAGCUGAACACGCCACAGUGCACGUUUCCCGAUGACAUACAGACAUACUUCGACUGCCAAGAAUCGAGUAGCUACGGUGAGGGAGAUGAUCUUAUCUUCAGUGAGCUCAAUUCAUUCAUGCCGCCCAUGUUUCAGUGCGACUUCACCACUUAGAGGAGCAUGUUUGGUGGUUUUAUUUACUCUCUUUUGCAAUCUUAUUCACAUUAGGGUUCUUCUUUUUAAUUUUUUUUUUUAUGUGAAUACGC